UAUCUAUCUACUCCCUCAAAUUCUACAACAUUUCAAGCUUCUUGAUAAAAAAAAUAUGUCUUCUUUUUCACUUCAAAAACUCUUCAAAUUCGCAUUGUUUUCUGUGGUUUUCAUCUCCAUGGCCACCCUCGCAAUUGCUUCUUUUCAGUUCAGAGUUGGUGGGGAGGGAGGAUGGACUAAACCAACUGGAAAUGAAUCUGAAACUUACAACGAAUGGGCGUCCAGGAACCGGUUUCACGUUGGAGAUUCUCUUUAUUUCAAGUACAGCAAUGACUCAGUGUUGGUGGUGAACCAUACAAGCUACACUAAUUGCAGUGUUUCGAACCCAAUCCUUAAGUUCAAAGAUGGGGAUACUGUUUUCGAGUUCGAUAGGUACGGGUUUUUCUACUUCAUCAGCGGGGAGCGAGGUCACUGUAAAGCUGGUCAGAAACUGAUCAUUCGAGUAAUGGUGCACCCUGCGAUGAGCUCUCCUCAGCCGGCGCAGUCGCCCAUGGAAGAUGGCGGAUCCAACGACGAUGGGGAUGGUUGGGAUUCGAUUUGGGGACCUCCACCGCACAAUUCCACCAUCAAGCAGGCGGUUGCAUCUUAUUUCAUGACGGCUCUUGGGGGAAUGCUGGUUAUCAUGUAUUUGCUCAUGUAGUUAUUAAUAUUAUAGGAACUGUUUCUAUAUAUAUAUAUAUAUAUAUAUAUAUAUAUUGUUGGUUUCAUUUGAUAUUCUUAAAAAACAAACUAUU
This is a messenger RNA of Gossypium arboreum, 734 nucleotides long. Its product is annotated as mavicyanin-like. Gene Ontology annotation, molecular function: electron transfer activity. The coding region runs from base 56 to 640 and encodes 194 amino acids. Lineage: Eukaryota; Viridiplantae; Streptophyta; Magnoliopsida; Malvales; Malvaceae. The record is from RefSeq and is a predicted model, not a curated record. The transcript is spliced from 2 exons. Gene Ontology annotation, cellular component: plasma membrane.